Molecule: messenger RNA, 699 nt
Organism: Puma concolor (puma)
Lineage: Eukaryota; Metazoa; Chordata; Mammalia; Carnivora; Felidae
Gene: MALSU1
Product: mitochondrial assembly of ribosomal large subunit 1
Biological process (GO): negative regulation of ribosome biogenesis; negative regulation of translation
Cellular component (GO): mitochondrion
Molecular function (GO): ribosomal large subunit binding
Source: RefSeq, a predicted model, not a curated record
AUGGGCUCUGGCGGGCUUGUGGCGCGGCGACUCGGGUCGUUGCUGUGGUGCAGGGCCCUUUCCCCGGGAGCUGGGCCUGCGGCAGGCGCGGGGCCCCGGCUUGGGCUGCUGGCCGCGGGGUGGCAUAAGGCGGGACAGGCGCUCGACCGGGCCUGCCUGACUCCCGAUCACGCGCGCGGCCUGCACGGCGGACCCGGCCUGGAGGAGCGGGCUCAGGGGGCAGCCGGUGAGGGGCAGCCGGAGUCAAGCACAGCAGAUCAUACUGGCCCCAAGUUUGACAUCGAUAUGCUGGUUUCACUUCUGAGGCAAGAGAAUGCAAGAGACAUUUGCGUGAUCAAGGUUCCUCCAGAAUUGAAAUACACAGAUUACUUUGUGAUUGGUAGUGGAACAUCUACCCGACACUUGCAUGCCAUGGCCUACUACAUUGUGAAAAUGUACAAGUACUUGAAAUGUAAAAGCAAACCUCAUGUUAAGAUUGAAGGGAAGGACACUGAUGACUGGCUGUGUGUGGACUUUGGCAGCAUGGUGAUUCAUUUGAUGCUUCCAGAAACCAGAGAGACCUAUGAAUUAGAGAAAUUAUGGACCCUACGUUCUUAUGAUGACCAGUUAGCUCAGAUAGCACCUGAGACAUUACCCGAAGACUUCAUUCUUGGAGUAGAAGAGGACACUUCAUCCCUGACUCCAGUGGAGUUCAGAUGA